GUGGGUGUGUGUGGUUCUGUCCGUGCCAGAAGGUGUGUUUGUGUGGUUCCGUCCGCUCCUGAAGGUGUGCGUUUGUGUGGUUCAGUCUGGUCCUGAAGGUGUGUGGGUGCGUUUGUGUGGUUCAGUCCGCUCCUGAAGGUGUGUGGGUGCGUUUGUGUGGUUCAGUCCGCUCCUGAAGGUGUGUGGGCGUGUGGUUCUGUCUGCAAUUAAUGUUAUAGUGCCAGUUAUGGUACAUCAUCUCAAAGUAGUGUAUAAUGAAUAAAAGGAGAGAUGUGUCUACACAAAUUAAAACUAGAUACAUUUAAAUCUGCAGCAUUAGGGUGAAUUUUUAGGACCAGUUGAAAAAUUGUGGUAAAUAAUACUGAUCUUGUUAGAUUUUCUCUCGCCCCUUCAGGGUUCGGAGUCCCUGUGUGAGAACGUGCAGCAGGCUGUGAGCUGUCAAUCCAGCCUCUUUGGGAGUGAGUAGCUCAUUGAUGCAAGGAUCUCAUCUAGCUGUUUCUUGAAAGGGCUUUGACAACGUGGCUGGCCGGCUUGUUCCCAGCUCCUACAACCCUUUGUGGGAAAGAAGUGCCUCCCGAUCUCAGUUUUAAAUGCACUUCCUUGCAGUUUCAACUUGAUGGCUUCUGGCUUGUGCUUCGCCGUCGAUUGUGUAGAAGCCUGAUUGAGAAGACCUCGAUCACAAACGCUAACGCCAGUGCCCGUGGGUGCGUGUUUGAGUCUGCUCCAUUCUGUGCUUGGUGUUUUGACACGGCUGUGUCUCGGGGCAUCCGCAUGUGUGAAGGCUGUGCUUGUCAGGUCUCAUUCGCAGCAUUUGGACAAUUCGGACAUCUUUAUUCCCAAACGUCACCCACGUCUGGGGGGUGGAAGGUGUCAUUAGGUCAUUUCUAAUUAGCAAAAAAUUUGCUGCCGCGUGCAUCUACUUCGUUGGAAAAGGAGAAAACAGAGCAGGUAGAGCUGCAUCUUCGGGAGGCGUCUACAGUGAAACAAGGGCCCACCCUCCUCGCCCCACAAUCCUCCUCUUCUCUCGCUCGUGGACCGUCACACAGGAAUGCCAGGAAUCAAGAUAGCAGCCCGCGCGGGAGAUGGGGAUCAGCAGCUCGCAGAGCCGAACAGGUCGGACAGGUGGAGCGAGCUGGGCGUGAGCGGCCAGGUGUGGCGAGCAGGGGAGAGACGCACAGAGAUUCUCUCCCGUCCUGCUGCGAGAUAGAGCGACCGAGGCUCUGAGAGCACACAGCCGAACUGCCGCGAGACAGGGACGGGAACUUCAGCCGGCCGCUCGCUGCUACAGCUUCUGGCUGCUGCGUGUGCUGCUGAGCGCCGAGAGACGGAGCCGCGCUCGCCCUCCGGUCAGAGACCAUGGCCGAAGCGGCGAAGAUCGAGCUUUUCAUCAAGGCUAGUGACGACGGGGGGAGUGUGGGAAACUGUCCGUUCUGCCAGCGGCUCUUCAUGAUCCUCUGGCUGAAAGGAAUCAACUUCACACUGACCACGGUGGACAUGAAGAGAGCCCCAGAGGUGCUGAAAGACCUGGCUCCCGGCUCCCAGCCCCCCUUCCUGCUGUAUAACGACGAGGUCCGUACCGACACCAACAAGAUCGAGGAGUUCCUGGAGGAGACGCUUGCCCCACCUCUCUACCCCAAGCUGUGCUGCCGCUACAAGGAGUCCAACAUGGCUGGAGACGACAUCUUCCACAAGUUCUCGGCCUACGUUAAAAACCCCAACCCUGGACUGAACGACCUGCUGGAGAGGAAGUUCCUGAAGAGCCUGAUGAAGUUGGAUCAGUACCUGCUGACACCCCUCCCCCAUGAGCUGGACCAGAACCCAGACAUCCAGACCUCCACAAGGUGCUUCCUCGAUGGCAACGAGCUCACCCUGGCCGACUGCAACCUGCUGCCCAAGCUCAACAUUGUCAAGGUGGUGUGCCGGAAGUACCGCGGCUUCGAGAUGCCGGCGGAGCUGCAGGGCCUGACGCGCUACCUGGAGCACGCCUACCGCCGCGACGAGUUCCGCCACACCUGCCCCAACGACGCCGAGAUCCUGCUGGCGUACCACUCCGUCGCCAAGUACCUGAGCCGGUAGAGGGCCGGACCCGUCCGCCUGGCCCUGCAGGAAGCGCCUCGUCUCCCGCGGCGCGUCCCCGCGCACGGGCCACGGACGGAGUCCCGUCGCGACGUGAUGGCGCGCGCGGUAGGCCAGGCGCUCUCUGCCUGUGCAGUCGCGACGGUACUCCGGUCCGGGCCCGGUAUCCCUCCCCUGGUCGCCGUGUCCAGCUGGGGCCCGGUACCCCGCUGCUGUGUUCAGCCUGUGGGGGAUUCGGGUGGUUUCAAAUCGUCAGGCAGGCUGGGGGUGCGUGUUUGCUCCUGCGUCUUUGUUCUCCGGGGUGCUCCUCAGGCGUACAGGCUCUACACAUUGCUUAUUUUGGAAGCCACACAAUCGCGCUGCGCUUCUUUCUGCUCCGCUGUCUCUUCGGACAGGUUGCUGUGGUGUACCGUGGUAAAAGGACAGGACAAUGUAUCACAGAACGGGUGGUAGCAAAUCACAGCAAAACAAACCUGCCCGUUAAAAUGGACUGCAAGAGCAGGCUGCAACCCUGUUCCAAAUGCACGAUGACUCCGCGGAGGAAGGUGGAUGUUUUAUUUUUUUUAACUGGCGUAGAUAUGACUAAACCCCAGGGCACUGGCUUCGCCUGACCCAGACCUGUCCCACGGCCUCUCUGCUAGUGGCCAGCGGGCGGGAAAGGGACAGACCACCGGGAAUCACCACUAGGAAACUUCCAGCCUGGAAAAGACAGGCUCUCCCUCCACCCUGCUCCCGGGGAGACGCCCUCAGUUAAGUCAGCCUGGUCACCGCUAAUCUGUACAAAAAAAAGUGUCUAAACACCUGGAACAAGAUUAUGAUCCACCCAUUAUUAUAGUUGUCAUUUUCCUGCCGGGAUUUUAGACCGGCGGAGAGGAAUGAUUCACCAAGGUUAUUUCCUGGUCAGCGCAGUCGUUUCUCUUUGCCAAGCAGGGCGGGGCGCUUUGUUUAAGGAUUGUAUUGGUAUUGACUCGAGGAUCACCAGCAAGGAAGAAGAAGAACCUCCAGCCCUUUCAGGCCUCGAGCCCCAAAAACUCCCUUCAUGAACGAGCUGGCACGAGCUCGGUUUCCCAGCUGCUCCCGCAGAGCACUGCAGCUCUGUGACUGCAGCCUCCAGCCCAGGGAGAAAAAGGUGCUGAGAUCAGGGAUCUUCCAGUGUUGCACCCGGCCCUGCUGGCAGAGAAGAGCACUGAUCGGGGGCUGGAAGGCGAGGCUCUGGUUGCAGGCUGUUCAUCUUUAUUGCAGCCGUGAAGACACAAUUUAUUACAUGAUUGUAGGCCAUUGUAACCGUGUCUGUGCUUAGCAAUUUCGGUACGCAAGUGCUUAUCAUGAUUAAAAAGUCCAAAAACGCA
Molecule: messenger RNA, 3425 nt
Organism: Lepisosteus oculatus (spotted gar)
Lineage: Eukaryota; Metazoa; Chordata; Actinopteri; Semionotiformes; Lepisosteidae
Gene: clic3
Product: chloride intracellular channel 3
Source: RefSeq, a predicted model, not a curated record